AUGAGUAAAACCAUCAUUAUCAUUCCAUCUGUGACAUACACAUUUCAUUGUCCAUUAUCAUUUAGUGAAAUCAUUCCUAAUGAACUAAAUGGUAAAAUUGAACCUAUGGAAUAUACUAAAUAUAUUCAUUCAAUCAAUUUACUACUUCAAUCAUGUAUCACUAAAUCAGUGCUUGUUACUGGACGUAUCCCAUGUUGUAAAACAACACACACAAUGUACCAUGGGACAUCAGAUGGAAUUCGGUGUGUCAACGAAUAUUUAAAUAACAACUCAUCAACUUUACCAUCAGGUCAUUCAAUGUGUUUGAUUACAACAGAACAACCUCCAUUUCUUCGAUAUGAAAUCUCAUCAGAAAACCCUCAUAAAACAGCAACAUCUCAAACGUGUUUACCACAUCCUCAAGUUUCUCCUUCAAAAGUUCUUCCAAAUGAACAACAAGGUAUUGAAGUUAAAGUCAACUCAACAAUAAACACAACACAUGCAGGUGUUGUAUCUCCUGUUAUUAAGAAUAAACAACAAUCACCAACUACUGAAACAACGCCAUUACUAAAAUGA
Entamoeba dispar SAW760 is the source of this 555-nucleotide messenger RNA. RefSeq lists its product as uncharacterized. The transcript has 2 exons. Lineage: Eukaryota; Evosea; Mastigamoebida; Endamoebidae. Bases 1 to 555 code for a protein of 184 amino acids. The record is from RefSeq and is a predicted model, not a curated record.